GCAAGAAAUUGGCGGGAACGUGCCCUGUGAACAUUGAAAAUUCUGGCUUGCCUGAAACAAUGGUAUGGUAGUAUGGUAGCACUACCGCGUAGGGCAACGACAAUCACUCAGAGAGCUGAGUCAUUCAGCCCAUCCCGCAGCCGCUCCCCGCCUCGGCGCCUCCCCUGCAUUCUUCUUCUUCGUGCUCCAGCCGCCACCAUCCACUCACAGUUCUUACUCCAGCAGCAGCAUUUUCAGCAGCUGAAGAUUUAAUUUGUAUGGGAGGAGACCCUGGUUGUGUUGCAACCCUGCUAUUUAACUUCUUACGAUUGUGCUCCGACCCUACCAACAAAGAUGGACUCCGAUUCUGACUCUGACGGAUCCCAUGUCUCUGCAACUCCUCCACGACGAGCAACUCCAUCACCGCCGCCACCACAACCUCCGCCGCCGCCACAACCACCUCGUGUUCCUUCCGGAAAAUCUAGAAUCAGAACCAAAACCUCGAGCUCCAAGAAGCGCCCUUCUGCACCCGAUAAAACCCAAUCCAAACACGAUCCGCUACCCGAACCAAGCCACCAACUCCAAGACCCUUUCUCCCUCCCGACCGCUCUACCGUUUCAAAUUCGUCGGUCCUCCGACUGUGACCCCGCACCCCCGUCCACUUCCCAGCCCCUCGAAACCGUCCCGGCGGGGUUCUUCUCCAAAUCCGCUUCCUUCUCGAAGAUCCGAAGACAUUCUAUAAGUUUUGAAGCUUCUGGAAACGAACCGCUACUCGAUUCUACGUCCAAUCUGGGCACCAAUGUUGGACUUGAUUAUGCUCGUGCUUUCCCCGAAGGAGAAAAGGGAAAAUGUGGAAGGAGAGAAGAAGAAGGACUCGGGUUUGGUUCUAGAGAUAAGAGGAAAUUUGGAAAGAUAGAAGAAGAGGAAGAAAGAGGAGGACUUGGAGCUGUUUCUAGAGAAAAGGAGAGCUUUGGAAAGAGAGGAGAAGCAGAAGAAGGAUUUGGAGUUGGAGUUGGUUCUAGAGUAAAGGGGACAUCCGGGAAGAGGCAGCAUCCUAACCUGAUAGGGGCAAAUGCACCAUUGCCAGCCGUGAAGCUGCGAAAAUGUGGCGGGGAAGGGAACUUUGUGAAAUUGAACUUGAGUGGUGGUGGUAAGAGGAGGAAGUUUAUGAACAAGGGGUACAAGAAAAGUGGGAGAUUUUCUGGCGGUAGAAGGUACACAAGAAGUAGAGGUAAAGUGGGACGUCAAGGGAAGGAGGAUCAAGAGGAACUUGGCUUUGAUGAUGAAGAAGGGUUGGUUACAGAGAGUGGACAAAAGAAGCAAAAGCGGACUUGCAGAGCUAGUGAGGUUCAGUUGAAAUUGGUGGACGAGGCAGUGUCUGCUGCUCAAGCUGAGCCUUCGGAUGAGAAUUUGGUGAACUUGCUGAGCUUGGUUUAUGGCUAUGAUAGUUUUCGAGAUGGGCAGCUGGAGGCAAUCAAGAUGGUUCUUACCGGGAAGUCUACCAUGCUUAUUUUGCCAACUGGUGCAGGGAAGUCACUCUGCUAUCAGCUGCCUGCCUUGAUUUUGCCUGGGAUUACCCUAGUUGUCAGUCCAUUGGUGGCCUUGAUGAUUGAUCAGCUAAGGCAACUGCCCCCUGUGAUUAGGGGUGGUUGUUUAAGCAGCAGUCAGACAUCUGAGGAAGCAGCUGAAACACUCAACCAGCUUAGACAAGGUGCAGUGAAGGUGCUUUUUGUUUCCCCAGAGCGCUUCCUGAAUGAGGAGUUUCUGUCUGUUAUUUCUGGUAUGUCAGGCAUCUCACUUCUUGUUGUUGAUGAAGCACACUGUAUUUCUGAAUGGUCUCACAACUUCCGACCAUCAUUCAUGAGACUCAGAGCAUCUUUGCUCCGUAAAAGGCUUAACAUAGGUACUAUUCUUGCAAUGACAGCAACUGCUACAAACACAACUUUAGAUGCCAUCAUGUCUGCUCUAGAUAUUCCUUGCACAAAUCUUAUUCAAAAGGCACAACUAAGGGACAAUUUUCAUUUAUCGGUGUCUUUACUGAAAAAUAGAAUGAAAGACCUUCUGGUUCUCAUGAAGUCUUCUCCUUUUGCCGAAGUUCAAAGCAUUAUCAUAUACUGCAAAUUUCAGUCUGAAACUGAUAUGAUUAGCCGAUACUUGAAUGAUAACAAUAUCUCGGCAAAGAGUUAUCAUGGUGGUAUGAGUUCAAAGGAACGCAACUAUGUCCAAGAGUUGUUUACCUCCAACAAGAUCAGAGUGGUUGUUGCAACUGUGGCAUUUGGUAUGGGACUGGAUAAAAGUGAUGUUGGAGCUGUAAUUCAUUAUAGUCUGCCUAAAAGUCUGGAGGAGUAUGUGCAGGAGAUAGGCCGUGCUGGAAGGGAUGGGAGGUUGUCCUAUUGUCACCUAUUCUAUGAUGACGAAACAUAUUUCAAACUUCGCAGUCUAAUGUACAGGUAAUAAAAUUAUUUUUUCUUUCUUUCUUAUUGUCAAAGUGAGAAGAGCUCCUGUGGGAGAAUAUGUUCGUUAAUUAAAGAAUCUUCUUCACGCAAGUUUGAUAUGAAAGAAGAGGUGAUGCUAACAAUUUUGACACGCUUGGAGUUGGGAGAUGUGAAGUACUUGUAUUUACUUCCACAGAUAAAUGCAACUUGCAAUUUGACAUUUCAUAAGACUCCCCCACCUAUGCUUGCCCAAAGGAAUUCUGCUGUUGCUGUUAUUCUGAAGAGAUCUGAAUAUAAGCAAGGGCUGUAUGUUUUUGACAUUCCAUCCGUGGCAAAUGACGUGGGGAUUACAGCAGUUGAGUUAACAAAUCAGUUGUACAAUCUCAAGUUAACGGGAGAAAUAACUUAUGAAAUGAAGGACUUGGCCUACUGUUAUAAGAUUGUUCAAGUCCCGACGGACUUUUUCUCGCUAUCAACAGCUGUUACCCAAUGGUUAUCAGAUGUUGAAAGUUGUAAGGUACAAAAGAUAGAUGUAAUGCUUAAUGCUGCAAAUUUUGCCAUAAAUUUAUGUGACAAGAUGCAUGGUUGCAGUGAUAACAAUCACACACCAUGCUUGCAAACGAAAAUAUUGGAUUACUUUGCUGGAGUUGAUGAUAACAAUGAUUCCUGCAAAAAAAUUGGUCAAAGCAGCCCUUUCCUGCGGGCUGAUAUUAAGGUCUUUCUUCAGAGCAAUUCACAAGCAAAAUUUACACCAAGAGCUGUGGCCAGGAUAAUGCAUGGAAUUGCAAGCCCUGCAUAUCCUUCUACCAUUUGGUGUAGAACCCAUUUCUGGGGAAGGUAUACACAUAUAGACUUCAAGGUGGUGAUGGAAGCAGCAAAGGCAGAACUGAAGAAUUUGGUUGGAAAAGAUACGCUCUAGGCAUUUAGCCUUUUACUUUAGAUUUGGGGUCUUAAUAUUAAAGCGAAUCCAAUCCAAGGUGGUCAGAAAAAGCUCCUUCUUUAUGUCCUGUCUGUGGCUUAAUGUUAUAGGGGAGUGUGGCAGCACCUCUACUCUGUUUCCACUGGUUGAAACAGAAGGCAAACAAAAUUUGAAGCUCUACCUCAUUUAUGAUACAAUUAUCUUCCUAGGGCGGGAGGAAUCAGUGAUUUGCAAUCCUAGAGAGUGAACUCUCAGGCCUAAGGAAAAAGAAAAAGCUCUUUUAGGAUUGUUUGUUGGAAAAUUAUCAACUGUGUUUGCUAGUGAACAGGAAAAAUAAAUUCUCAGUCAUGUAUAUAAGCUCACUUGAAAUUGUCCCCA
Arachis duranensis is the source of this 3711-nucleotide messenger RNA. RefSeq names its product ATP-dependent DNA helicase Q-like 5. Gene Ontology annotation, biological process: double-strand break repair via homologous recombination. Gene Ontology annotation, molecular function: four-way junction helicase activity; ATP binding; 3'-5' DNA helicase activity. NCBI's taxonomy places the organism in Eukaryota, Viridiplantae, Streptophyta, Magnoliopsida, Fabales, Fabaceae. The transcript is spliced from 19 exons. The record is from RefSeq and is a predicted model, not a curated record. Gene Ontology annotation, cellular component: chromosome; cytoplasm; nucleus.